This is a messenger RNA of Populus trichocarpa (black cottonwood), 2281 nucleotides long. RefSeq names its product rust resistance kinase Lr10. NCBI's taxonomy places the organism in Eukaryota, Viridiplantae, Streptophyta, Magnoliopsida, Malpighiales, Salicaceae. Gene Ontology annotation, biological process: protein phosphorylation. Bases 145 to 1986 code for a protein of 613 amino acids. The transcript is spliced from 3 exons. The record is from RefSeq and is a predicted model, not a curated record. Gene Ontology annotation, molecular function: ATP binding; polysaccharide binding; protein kinase activity.
CCUUGAUAAACGUAACCAGUCAAGUUCCUUGCUGAUUUCUCAAAACAAAAAAAAAAUUGCUGCUAAAGUGCUAUCAUAUCCUAGCCCGGUCCUCUCUCUCAAUUUAUUAUCAAGAUCUACGUCUUUCCUGUAGAAAAAGAAACCAUGAUCAGAAGGCAAGAAUCACCGGUACCCUCAACUACCCUGUUUUCUGUGCUAAUCUUUAUACUCUCAACUGAAGUUGAAGCAAGAUUCAUCCCACAUGGUUGCUCCCGUUCUUCAUGUGGAGACAUCGAAAUCAUCGACUACCCCUUUCGCCUAAAGACCGAUCCACCUGGCUGUGGUGAAACAGUUUUUCAACUUUCUUGCGAGAACAACAAGACCAUAUUAGAAUUCCACUCAGGGAAGUAUUAUGUUAAGCAAAUUUCCUACGAUGAUAAUAGACUCCGCGUUGUUGAUUUUAACUUAGCUAGUGGUAGCUGCAGCCUUCCUUACAAAUCAGUGUCGGUUGAUGAGGUUAGAGAUGAUCAUCACUAUAGAUUAGUCUCUAACACUUAUACAAGUUUUAUCAAGUGUUCAAAUAAUUUGAGUGAUCAAGCUUAUAGACUACUUCCUUGUUUGAGUGGAAACGGGUCUAGUUUUUAUGUUAGUUAUGAUAACUACAUAAUUUCUAAUCUCCAAGGACCUUGCUCGUUCAUUUCAAGAGUUCCUACAGUUUAUCAGACUGUCUUGUUUCCUUCCUUCGACAGUAUCUUGCAAUUGAUGCAAACAGGGUUUGAUCUUGAAUGGUCUAUUGAGUGCUGGGAUUCAUCAUUUAGCUAUGAUUGUUACAAAUCAGGUAAUUAUCAUCCCCCUUGGUUUGCAGCUUUCUCGAUGACUUGGAAUGUUUUGUCAGCAAUAUAUUUAGUUGGAAGAUUCAUCAUCGCUCCGAUAGGUAUAUUUGGAUUCCUUAUCCACAAGUAUAUGACAACAAAGAAGGCGAUUGACAACGAGCAGAGAUUUCUGCGCCGUCAGCAACACUCGAUGCCAAGGAGGUACUCUUACUCUGACAUUAUUGCAAUUACAAACAACUUCGAAAAUAAAUUAGGCCAAGGUGGAUUUGGGACUGUAUAUAAAGGACAACUUCGUGAUGGGUUUUCAGUUGCUGUUAAAAUGCUUGACAAUCCCAAAUGCAACGAUGAAGACUUCAUUAAUGAAGUCUCCAUAAUUGGUAGAAUUCAUCAAGUCAAUAUAGUAUGGCUGAUGGGAUUUUGUUCUGAGGGGUGUCACCGAGCUCUAGUCUUUGAAUACAUGGCUAAUGGAUCUCUUGAUAAGCUUUUAUUUUCGAGAGAAGCCGAACGUCAUCUAGUUGGCUGGGAGAAACUCCUUCAAAUAGCCUUAGGGACAGCUAGAGGGAUUGAGCAUCUUCAUGGGGGAUGCAAUGUAUGUAUUCUUCAUUCAGAUAUUAAGCCUCAGAAUGUCCUGCUAGAUAAUAAUUUCAUCCCAAAAGUUUCAGAUUUUGGCCUCUCAAAAUUUUAUCCCGAGGAAAAGGAUUUUGUGUCCAUUAGUACUACCAGAGGAACUAUAGGGUACAUUGCUCCUGAAAUGAUUUCGAGGAACCUUGGAGCUGUUUCUUGCAAAUCAGAUGUUUAUAGUUUUGGGAUGUUAUUAUUGGAAAUGGCUGGAAGAAGGAACUCUAAUUCAAAGGGAAAUUGUUCAAGUGAACUAUAUUUCCUGUCAUGGGUUUAUGACCAUCUGAUUGAGAGGGCAGAUUUACAGCUUGAAAAUGUUACUGAAAUUGAGGCUGCUAUACCAAGAAAGCUUUGUUUGGUUGGGUUGUGGUGCAUCCAAAAGGCAGCAUCAGAUCGUCCAUCAAUGACCAAAGUUGUGGAAAUGCUUGAAGCCAAUGUCGAUGAUCUGCAAUUACCUCCCAAUGCCUUAUCAUUUCCUCAAUCUAUUUCCAAAGAACCUCAAUCAGAUUCUUCAACAGAAUUGCUAAUAUCUGACACAGUGGAACAAAGCUUGUAGAUUGACAUUGAUUACAAGAAAAAUAAAAUUACAGGAAGAAAAGAAAGAAAUUGACAGAAGUUCUGAUGUCGAAACGGUCUGCAGUGAAAAUAGCUCAGCUUAUGUGUUAGACUGUUUCUUUGUAUAGUUGCAGUAGUUACAUGUCACAGACUCUCUGCCCAGUACUCAAUAUGUUAACACCGAGCUUUAGUGAGGUAGAGUAGAGUUCAGGAAAUUGUUAUAUGAUCGUAGAAAACAGAUGCAUAUGUUAUGGCUUAAUUCUGAAAAACAAAAAACAGGCUAGUAUUCGGAUUAA